UAGAUCAUCACGAAUUUAUACCUGCAAUAAAAGUCGACCCGCCUUGAUAUUUGGUCUGGAUCUUUUUUUCAAAAAGUUCCUUUAGUAACUGUAGCUGGAGGUACUUGCAGAACAACUACAAGAUGAAACAUAAAUAUGCAGCAGCAACCUCCAUAAUCCGCGCAAAGAAAAGAUGCUUUCUCGCUCUCUCCUUUCGAGCGAACAGAUUGCGUCUACGAGUGUGAAGAAACCUAGUGCAGCGCGAGCGCGACACCACACAAACAUAAAGGCCGACCCCGACAGUUGUACGACCAGUCUCACUGCGUCUGCGGAUAUGUCCGCAAGACAACGUCGCGGUGGAACCGCGUCUACUGCGACCGAUGGGGCACAAGACCAAGACGCUCCUAGUGAGAGCAUCCCCAGUACUGGUGGUGAUCCGUUACAGCUGCAAAAAGAAGAACCACCAGCAAGUGCUGCAUUGCAGCAGGGCGGGUUCCCGAUCAUUACCUUCCUCCGCAGGCUCGAUUCUCUCAUCAACCGGCAGAAACAACUCUUCACCAUCCUCAUUUCCCUCCUCCAUGGCCUUUUCGCUUUCGUCAUUUUGAAAAAAGUCCCCUACACGGAGAUCGACUGGAAAGCGUAUAUGGAGCAAGUAUCCCUCUUCGAGCGAGGCGAGUUUGAUUACUACAAAAUAAUCGGCAACACUGGCCCGUGUGUCUACCCAGCCGGAUUUCUGUAUCUCUUCUCGGGGUUGAAAGCGGUAACCAGGUACAAUGGAGUGUUCAGUUGGGAAGAAGAUGAGCAAACAACUACCGCGAGUGUCGACAACAACUACGCUGCAGCAGGUCGUGGCACAGGCGGCGUCACCAAUGCGGAUUCGUUGCGCCCUGUCCAGUACCUCUUUCUCUUCUUUCUCAUAACCAACACCUUUUUCGUGACCAACCUCGCCGUCACACAUCUGAAAGUCCCGAUUUACUUCACCAUUUUCCCCCUAUUCUCAAAACGCCUUUACUCCCUCACCAUGCUCCGACUCUUCAACGACCUUCCGGCCAUGAUGUUUGCGCACCAGAGCUUGUUUUUCUUCGCGGAGCGGGAGGUUUUUCUGGGGUGUGUGCUUUACAGCAUCGCAGUGUCCAUGAAGAUGAAUUUACUACUCUUCGCGCCGGGACUGGCAUGGUACCUGUUUGUUAGGGAAGAUUAUAGCACGACCACGGUGGAACAAAACGAAAAGCCACGGCUUGUGACGGCGAUAUUGCGAAUCACCAGAAACUCCAUCUUCCUUUUCCUCACCAUGGCGGCAAUCCAGCUCAUCCUCGCUGUUCCGUUUCUCUUGGCAAACCCGAAAGCCUACAUCCAUCGGUCGUUUGACUUGAGCCGGGAAUUUUUUUACAAGUGGACGGUGAACUGGAGAUUCUUGCCGGAAGAGGUGUUUUUGUCAAAACUCUGGGCGGUUUGGUUGCUGGUCUGCACGUUUGGUGGCUGGUUUCUCGUCGUGCGGAAGGUGUAUUUGUCCUCGUGGGGCGAUAGUAGAACAAGCAGAUCAACAUCGACGUCCACAACUAAAACAGUGCUGGACGACGAUAAACGCAAUGCAAAUGAUUCGGAGAUGAUGAACGGCAACGGGACACAACAGCAAGCAGCAGCUACAGAAACCUCAUCGGACUGUCGUGAAACAAAGCUCGUGAAAGCGAUGCUGUGGUCAAACUUCGCUGGCAUUGUGUUCGCCAGAACAAUAUGCAUUGUAAAAGUAUCGUAGUAGCAUGAAUUGCAUUACAAAUUAGCUCAGCAUCACAAAUGCAACUUGUAAUGCUGUUUUGCCUUAGAGAAGAUGCAUGUUUCCAGUUAGUACGAGUACGAUACUUUUGCAGAGCAUAAACAAUCCACUACCAGUUUUAUCUGUGGUAUGUCUGGAGUUUACCGUUUUUGGUCUUCGACGCGAUAGGCGGGGGUGGAACUGAUACUGCAUCAAUCUGGUCAACAGCCGCUGUGCUUUUAGUACCAUCAACAUCUAGUGCUUCCAGCAGCAGCAGGUGGCGAGCCUUGUAUUCGAUCAUACCAGCAAUCUGGAGCAACUGGGUCAAGCCGUUUCUCAUCCUGUUUCUCAUUGACCUCUGCUACAAUUGGCCGAAAGCGAGAGACUGUAGUGCGUAUGGUGCAACAGAAAUGCCGGAUUAUUGCGAGAAUCCCGCGACGGAGACAAGCUCGGCACUGCUACUGCUUUUGCACCUCUAUUUGCUUUGGAAGAAGAUUUCCCAGAGGUAGUACCUCAAACUUCAUUCCCCGUUGACGCAGAAACAACGUACUGAUACGGUCAGAAAUACUUGAGCUUCACAUUCACUCAACAACAUGCACAAAAAAAAAAAUAAACACCAAAGGCCCGCCGACAACGAAAACUUUUGUUCAG
This is a messenger RNA of Amoebophrya sp. A120, 2383 nucleotides long. The record is from the annotation of a GenBank genome assembly. Lineage: Eukaryota; Dinophyceae; Syndiniales; Amoebophryaceae.